Messenger RNA from Medioppia subpectinata, 442 nucleotides. Lineage: Eukaryota; Metazoa; Arthropoda; Arachnida; Sarcoptiformes; Oppiidae. The record is from the annotation of a GenBank genome assembly.
GUUGUACUGAAGACAUCCCUUUCCUGUUUAGCCAUUUUGCACGUGAAGUCACUGUUGGCUUAAAUCAGGUAUUAAUUCACUGAUCAUUUCAUUAACCACCGACUGAUCCAACUCUUUGCCGGUCAGAGAAUCCGACAAAAUGGUUGUCCAACCGCUAUAUAACCCGCAAAUCGUGAAAAAGAGGACCAAACGGUUCCGAAGACAUCAAUGCGAUCGAUACCGAAAACUGAAGCCCAAUUGGCGAAAACCUAAGGGUAUUGACAAUCGAGUUCGGCGUCGCUUCAAGGGUCAGAUCCUUAUGCCGAACAUCGGUUACGGAUCAGCCAAACAGACCCGUCAUAUGCUGCCCAACGGCUUCCGCAAAGUUGUGGUCCGCAACGUAAAGGUAUGUCCGGAUCUACUGAUGCCCUCACUCUUGUGUCUAACUGUUGUGAUCGUUGCG